Molecule: messenger RNA, 738 nt
Organism: Dryobates pubescens (Downy woodpecker)
Lineage: Eukaryota; Metazoa; Chordata; Aves; Piciformes; Picidae
Exons: 4
Coding region: 1-663 (220 amino acids)
Biological process (GO): tetrahydrofolate interconversion; protein homotetramerization; folic acid metabolic process
Cellular component (GO): cytoplasm; cytosol; nucleus
Molecular function (GO): glycine hydroxymethyltransferase activity; protein homodimerization activity; mRNA regulatory element binding translation repressor activity
Source: RefSeq, a predicted model, not a curated record
AUGGGUCACCCGCGCCCCGAGCGCCACGUGCUGGCAGCGCCGCCAGCCCCGCCUCAGCGCGGGCCAAUAGGACGCGGGGAGGGGAAAGAGCGCGGCGCUGAUUGGCUCAGGCGCUUCCGAAGCGCGUUGCCCGCCGAAGGCCUGCUGGGGCGGGGCGAGGCGUUGAUUGGCCGAGGCGCGGAGGGGCGUAUCCGAGCCCUCUUUGCUAGACGCGCGGGCUCCCGCGCGGCGGCGGAACCGAAUCGGGAUCCGGACCUGGACACAGUGCGGCGGGAGGGCAACCUUGGAUCCAGCUGCAGGAUGGCAAACUCAACACUUGGCAGCAGGGCCCUCCCCACUGCAGAGCUCUGGGCCUCCCAUAACAAGAUGGUAAUGGAGCCGCUGGAAACCAAUGACCCAGAGGUGCACAGCAUCAUCAAGAAGGAGAAGCAGCGGCAGAAGCUGGGGCUGGAGUUAAUUGCAUCAGAAAACUUUGCAAGCAGAGCAGUCCUGGAGGCUCUAGGAUCCUGCAUGAACAACAAAUACUCUGAGGGCUACCCAGGACAGAGGUAUGGGGCUGGAGCUGAGCCCCACUCAAUCCAAACCCUGGCAGGGAGGAAGAACCCUCUAAGCUGCCAGACCUCACCUCUGGAGGGGAAGCGAUGUCCUCGUGCUGGCAGCUGAGCUCCUCCAGGACAGGAUCUGACCCUCUCAGCCCCACAUGGGACAAUCUCAGCAGGGUCACAUCUACUGCAGCGG